Molecule: messenger RNA, 1737 nt
Organism: Bipolaris zeicola 26-R-13
Lineage: Eukaryota; Fungi; Ascomycota; Dothideomycetes; Pleosporales; Pleosporaceae
Exons: 3
Coding region: 1-1737 (578 amino acids)
Source: RefSeq, a predicted model, not a curated record
AUGUCCAGGAAUUCGUCGAUAAGUUCUUCGCUUAAACAUGUCGCCAAGCUUCAGGACUAUCAGUUAGAUUCAGCACCGCCAUACGAAGCUCUCUCAUAUACUUGGGGUGUUGAGGAGAGUACAUGCCGGAUAUCAUUGAACAGUUUACCCUUCCACAUUCGACCAAACCUUCGAGACGCGUUGCGUCGCCUGCGGCAAUCUUCAAGUACAAGAACCGUUUGGAUCGAUGCAAUAUGCAUUAACCAAAACAACGAGGACGAGAAAGGCGUCCAAGUACCUCUAAUGGGAGACAUAUAUACUAGAGCAGAACGUGUAAUUGCUUGGCUUGGUGAAGAGACAUUCGAUAGUGGGGUAGCUCUUGACUUCCUUCCAUACUUGGCCGCCGUUGCUGAAUUUGAUAAGGAGUCAAUCUGGCUGUUACACCUUGAGACCGACAAGUUUCUUCGACGAAUGAUGUCCCUUGUUCACUUGUUCUCCCGUCCCUGGUGGAAAAGAAUGUGGAAAGUCCAAGAAGUGGCACUAGCUCUGGAUGUCCUCAUUUUGUGCGGCUCUCGGCGUGUUCCCUGGUCGAUAUUCCAUUCCUCCACCAUAGCAUGGAUGAAUAUCGGGCACGAACCGCUGCAUUGGAGGUUGAAUAUACUUCAAAGAACUGCACUUCGUACCCUCGGCAUGCUCGUCUCUGGCUUUGCAGAGGCAUUAACAAGACUGCGCCAAGCACGUCAGAUGAGUUCUUCCCCGCCUGAGCUACUCAAACUGUCAAAUCCCCUAUGGUCAUUCAAAUAUCGAUCGGUAACCGAUCCUAGGGACAAGAUCUAUAGCCUUUUAGGCCUUCUUGGUGACCACAGAGUUCAGGUAGACUACAAUAAACCAUUCGAGGAUAUAUACCUAUCGCUCGUCUCCUCGUUCUUGUUGGAAGACAAAGGCCUGGAUUUGUUUCGCUGGAUGACUGGAGAAUACUAUGAGACUAGGAAUUCACGUCUUCCAUCUUGGGUUCCCGAUUUUGGUUCGAGAUCUAUCACACCAGUCUCCUCUUUUCUGCCGAACCAAGAUGUAGGAGAGUCGCAGCGAAUAUUCAUGACAGCUGGGCCAGACCGGUCAAGAUCAUUUUCUGCUAUUCAGUUUGGAGAUGACUCUCGUACAUUAAUUCUCCGAGGCUGUCUGUUUGACGUGGUCAGUCAACGCGGAUGGGUUUACCCCUCCCCAGAUGAUAUCGGUCUUGCUGGCCGCGCAAAUAGACCGAUCCUUGGCCGCUGGAAAAAAAUGGCUAUGAACACUCUGAAUAGAACGUACCAUUCGCCCCAUGCGAAAGAGGAUGCCUUCUGGAGAACAAUUUUGACCGACCGGCAGAUCGAAGGGCUUCAUUUCGAGGAAAAUGCUGGAUGGAUUCCUGCACAGCGACUCCCCCUAGAUGCACAAUACAUCCCACCCAAAACCACGAAGGAGGAGGAGGAUUUGUUGCAAGCUAUGGAGAAACGACAACUUUGCUUGAAUAGCCGAAGGUUUUGUAUAACUAAGAAGGGUCAUUUCUGCUUACUGCCACCGACCGCUUCCGAAAACGACAAGAUCUGUGUAUUACUGGGCGGAGAAGUGCCCUAUGUACUAAGGCGUACCGAUUAUCAAAGCCAGGGUACAUAUACGAUGGUGGGAGAAUGUUAUGUGCAUGGAAUCAUGGAUGGUGAGGCUAUUACCGACAUUCUGGAAGGCAGAAACAAAGGGGAUAUCUUCAAGCUUCGUUGA